This is a messenger RNA of Knipowitschia caucasica, 654 nucleotides long. The record is from the annotation of a GenBank genome assembly. Lineage: Eukaryota; Metazoa; Chordata; Actinopteri; Gobiiformes; Gobiidae.
AUGUCCUCCGCUGUCACUGAGACCCAGGAGUCCAGCCGCAGCUCCCCGCUCACUCCGCUGAAGCUGGUGGGACUUGUGUGCGUGUUUCUGGCGCUGUGCCUGGACGUGGGAGCCGUGAUGAGUCCCGCGUGGGUGACCGCUGAUGACCAGUACUACCUGUCUCUGUGGGAGUCCUGCUGGAAGCCAGCGAGCACUGAGAACUGGCAGUGCAGCAGCACUUUAGGAUCAGGUACGAUGUCAUCUUACUUUUUAGCCUUCUCCUUACGCAUCAUCAUGGGCAGUUUCAUCCAUGCGCAUUCAGAGGAGGAGGAGGAGGAGGAGGAGGAGGAGGAGGAGGAGGAGGAGGAGGAGGAGGAGGAGGAGGAGGAGGAGGAGGAGGAGGAGGAGGAGGAGGAGGAGGAGGAGGAGGAGGAGGAGGAGGAGGAGGAGGAGGAGGAGGAGGAGGAGGAGGAGGAGGAGGAGGAGGAGGAGGAGGAGGAGGAGGAGGAGGAGGAGGAGGAGGAGGAGGAGGAGGAGGAGGAGGAGGAGGAGGAGGAGGAGGAGGAGGAGGAGGAGGAGGAGGAGGAGGAGGAGGAGGAGGAGGAGGAGGAGGAGGAGGAGGAGGAGGAGGGAGGAGGAGGAGGAGGAGGCACAAAGUCAUUUCAUGGCACAUAA